AUGCAUCACCCCACUCUGCUCGCUGCCGCUGGCGUCGCCGUUCUGUCGGCCCUGCCUGGCGUCAGCGCCGGCAUAUACUCAAAGAGCUCGCCCGUUCUGCAGGUCGACGCCCGCAGCUACGACAAGCUGAUUGCCAACUCCAACUACACCUCUAUCGUCGAGUUCUACGCCCCCUGGUGCGGUCACUGCCAGAACCUCAAGCCCGCCUACGAAAAGGCCGCCAAGAACCUCGCCGGCCUCGCCAAGGUCGCCGCCAUCGACUGCGACGAUGACGCCAACAAGCCCUUCUGCGGCGGCAUGGGUGUCCAGGGCUUCCCGACCCUGAAGAUCGUGAGACCCGGCAAGAAGCCCGGCAAGCCCGUCGUCGAGGACUACCAAGGCCCUCGCACCGCCACCGGCAUCGUCGAGGCCGUCGUCGACAAGAUCACCAACCACGUUAAGCGCGUCACCGACAAGGACCUCGACUCCUUCCUCGAGGGCGACAAGCCCAAGGCCAUCCUCUUCACCGAAAAGGGUACCACCAGCGCUCUCCUUCGCAGCGUCGCCAUUGACUUCCUCGACGCCGUCAAGGUUGGUCAGGUCCGCAGCAAGGAGACGGCCGCCGUCGAGAAGUUUAACGUCAAGUCUUUUCCUACCCUGGUGCUUCUACCCGGAGGCGACAAGGAACCCAUUGUCUACGAUGGAGAGAUGAAGAAGGACGGUCUGGUCAAGUUUAUUUCGCAGGUCGCCGAGCCUAACCCCGACCCUGCGCCUGCCAAGGACAAGAAGAAGGCCGACAAGAAGACUGAGAAGAAGGCGGAGAAGAAGGCCGACAAGUCUAGCUCCUCCACCAAGCCCGCCGCUACCGAGGAGGCGUCGCCAGAGCCCGAGACCCCUACCGAGACCCCGGCCUCCGAGGAGACUCCCGCGGCCCCCUCCGCCCCCGCCGUUCCUGCCAUUCCCGUUAUCGCUACUCCCGAGAUCCUCCAGCAAGAGUGCCUCAGUCCCAAGUCCCAUACUUGCGUCCUCGCCUUCGUUCCCGCCAAGGAGAACGACGAUGCUCAGAAGGCCGUCAACAGUCUCGGCGAGAUCGCGCACAAGCACGCCCAAGGCCAGCGCAAGCUGUUCCCCUUCUUUUCUGUCCCUGCCGACAACACCGCCGGCGCUUCCGUCGUCAAGGCUCUUUCUCUCAAGGGUGACGUCGAGAUCGUCGCUGUGAACGCCCGCCGCGGCUGGUGGAGACACUACGAGGGCAACUUCGACGCGACGAGCGUCGAGAACUGGAUUGAUGCGAUCCGCCUGGGCGAGGGUGCCAAGCAGAAGCUUCCCGAGGGCUUGGUUGUCGAGGAGGUCGAGACCCCCAAGGAGAGCACAGAGUCUACGGCGGCCACUGAGCCCACUCCCGAGGCGGAGACCGAAGCGCCCAAGGAGACGGUAUCCGAGCCUCCCACUGCGCACGACGAGUUGUAA
Molecule: messenger RNA, 1449 nt
Organism: Colletotrichum karsti
Lineage: Eukaryota; Fungi; Ascomycota; Sordariomycetes; Glomerellales; Glomerellaceae
Exons: 2
Coding region: 1-1449 (482 amino acids)
Biological process (GO): response to endoplasmic reticulum stress
Cellular component (GO): endoplasmic reticulum lumen
Molecular function (GO): protein-disulfide reductase activity; protein disulfide isomerase activity
Source: RefSeq, a predicted model, not a curated record